GCUGGAGGAUGCUGGAGCGAAGCAGCAGCGCACCAUCAGGACCAGAAGUGCGAGUGGGAUGGAGACGCUGAGUGAGAUGUAAAUGGAGAAGAAGAAUGUCCUCCAUACACAUCGGAUCUCCAUACGAUGUUAAAGUGCUUCGCAUUAAAACACAGACAGCGUCACUUCUCUCAGAAGUAAUUCAGUACUGACAAUUAAUGUCAAACUGCACGCUGGAGCAGCUUCAUGCUGCCUCGCUGGGCGAAAGGUUGCUGAAGGAAAGAAAGCUUUAUGAGACCCAGCUGAACGAAACACAUCUAAAUGCAGCAUAAUGCCUUCAAAAGUCUCAUGUUUAUACCUUCUGACAGUGGUCUGCUGGGCGAGCGCUCUGUGGUACCUGAGUAUAUCCCGCCCGAAUACCACCUACGUCGGCCACAUGUCGGUGCCUGUACGCAAGGCCGCGAAACCCCCCAAAAACAUCACCUUCACCAACAUCCACACCCGCUCCCUCAACCCGCACGCCUUUGAAUUCGUCAUCAACGAGCCGAAGAAGUGCGAAAGUGCCGCUCCCUUCCUGGUCAUCCUCAUCAGCACCACGCACAAGGAGUUUGACGCGCGGCAGGCCAUCCGGGAGACCUGGGGAGACGAGAGCACCUUCGGCGACAUCCACAUCCUCACCAUCUUUCUGCUGGGCAGGAACACGGACCCCGUCCUGAACCAGAUGGUGGAGCAGGAGAGCCAGAUCUUCCACGACAUCGUGGUGGAGAACUUCAUCGACUCUUACCACAACCUCACCCUCAAGACCAUGAUGGGCAUGCGCUGGGUGUCCACCUUCUGCCCCAAGGCGCAGUACGUCAUGAAGACCGACAGCGACAUCUUCGUCAACAUGGACAAUCUGAUCUACAAGCUCCUGAAGCCCACCACCAAGCCCAGGAGGAGGUAUUUCACGGGCUACGUCAUAAACGGCGGUCCCAUCAGGGACAUGCGCAGCAAGUGGUACAUGUCCAGGGACUUGUAUCCCGACAGUAAAUACCCGCUCUUCUGCUCGGGCACCGGCUACGUGUUCUCGACGGACGUCGCCGAGCUCAUCUUCCAGACGUCGUUGCACACGAGGCUGCUGCACCUGGAGGACGUGUACGUGGGACUGUGUUUGCGUAAGCUGGGAAUACACCCGUAUCAGAACAGCGGUUUCAACCACUGGAAAAUGGCCUACAGCCUUUGCCGGUACAGACGGGUCAUCACAGUGCACCAGAUCUCCCCGGAGGAGAUGCACCGCAUUUGGAACGACAUGUCCAGCAAGAAGCACCUGAGAUGUUGAGGGACACGAUGGCACACUGAACAAAAACUUCCCUUUUUUCUUUUCUUCCCCCUUGUCAAAUCUCAUCACACCGAGUAAUGUAAAAGCACUCAAGGCCGCUGCAGGUCUCUGUUUGAUGACACAGGUUUUCAUUAACGUCCAUCUAUGUCCCGUUUUUUGCUGAUCAUGCCUCAAGAUUGUUAAUGAAUGCACGAGGCCUGUAAAGAGCUUACUCUCACGCAUAAUCAAAUAUGAUGGUUGUUGCCGAAAAAUCGUUUUGUAUUCCAGGUACAUCUUUCUGCAGAAUAGUGCUUAUAAGCAUUGAGCCUUUGGCAGCGUGGCCUGAUGGGCAGAGACUGCGUUUGAAGCCGAUGACCCUGCUGAAGUGUCCUGGAGGACGACACUGGAUCUCGACCUGCUGCACGGCUGCUGACUCAGCACUCUGAUCUCGCUGUAGGGGGAGAGAGCCAAAAGACAAUGUCUGUGCGGGAAUGAAUUGGGUAUUGAAUAACUAAAUCACAUCUGUGAUGUUUCAGAUUUUAAAAGUGCUAUUUAGAAGUGAAAAGUGAAGAGUGAAUAGUGAUCAUGUCUAACAACAAACCAAGUGUGUCUGUUCAGGAAAAAGCUACGCCCAGAGUCAAGCUGCUCUUCUCUUUUUCAUCUUUAUAACAAACACAGUUGAAGAUACACUGCUUUAUGUUGUCAGUCUCCCAACAAUUUGAUAUUUUUCAAUGGAUAAUUUUUCUCUCGCUUCUUUUUUUAUGAAUUUUGCCUGAUGUUUUUGUUUACAUAUUUUUAUAACUUCACUGCCUUUUCUCCCCGAGAAAGCUCGAUGUAUAUUUUGUUUUUUUUAGACGCAUUUGGUUCGUUCUCCUCUUUGGGCAUUUUUGUACUGGAGGUAAUUGUGUGUCUCAUUACUCCGGCUGCUGCUCUUGGUUAAUGAUUGUUGUUUGUCAGCAGCUCUCCCAGCGCAUCGCCUCCCCCACGUAUCAAAAUAAAUACAGCACCAUGUCGUGCAAGUAGGAGUUUAACUGUGGCUAAGGCCAUUCCAGACUGGAUGUAUUACUGUAUGUAUCUGGCAUAUCAGUGAUUACUGGAGCGCUGCUACUGACAUCAUGGAAAGGUUUUGUGCUUCUCAGAAAAUGUGGCCUUCGUGGCCAAAUCUCUAUUUCUUUUCUUUUUUUUUCAAGAGUUUUGUAGUAUUAUGAGCUAAUGUGACAUUAACUGUGAAAGCAUCCAUCCCACAAGGGGUUGUUGUUGUAUAUUGUAUGUUUUUUAUAUUAAAAAACAAAUACUUGAAUAAUUAAAGUUACAUUACUGCUUC
Messenger RNA from Gasterosteus aculeatus aculeatus (three-spined stickleback), 2600 nucleotides. RefSeq names its product UDP-Gal:betaGlcNAc beta 1,3-galactosyltransferase, polypeptide 1b (gene b3galt1b). Gene Ontology annotation, molecular function: N-acetyl-beta-D-glucosaminide beta-(1,3)-galactosyltransferase activity. NCBI's taxonomy places the organism in Eukaryota, Metazoa, Chordata, Actinopteri, Perciformes, Gasterosteidae. Gene Ontology annotation, cellular component: Golgi membrane. The record is from RefSeq and is a predicted model, not a curated record. Gene Ontology annotation, biological process: protein O-linked glycosylation.